CUUCCAGACUAAAAAGGAAGAAAGGCCUGGCAAUCUACUUCUGAAAAUCAGCCAGUGAAAACCCUAUGGAUCACAAUGGUCUGAUCCACAGCCAAUCAUGGGGAUGGCACAGGGCUGGGCAGCAUUUUGUUCCAUUGCACUUGGGGUCACCAUGAGUCGGGGGUCAGCUUGACUGCAACCAACAACUUUUUUUAGUUGUAAAGAUAUAUAUAACACGAUAUUUGCCAAUCCGAGAUUUUUCACGGGUACGAUUUAGUGACACCAAUUAUUUUAAUCGUGUUGUGCGACCAUUCCCAAUAUCCCUUGCCAAAUUUUCCACCACCGUAAAACAACCAAAGUUUUUAAUUGCGGACAUUUCCAAGCAUUCAGUAAGUAGGGGGAACAGUGUGGUGGCCCUUCACAAACUCAUCCUCCAGCAAACAGGAGCAUCGUGUCCUAUACUCUAACGCUGCUUUUCUAGCCAAGGAAGGAACAACUAACUCACGGGGUGUGGGAUUUGAACGCCAGCCACUUGAAUUUGAGGCCCUGGGACAUUGGCUACACAGCCAGCCUCCGUGAGUCACUCCAGGAAUUGGAGCACUGUGGGAGGAGGGUGGAGCUACCAAGGGCGGGAGAGCGAGACCUGGGUGUUCCUGGAGGCAGUGGUAAAGGUGAGUGGAAGGGUGUUCCAGGGAGCUGUUGAAUGGAAAGUGCAGAAGCUUAAAGGUGCUGGGCACGUUUGAGGAGCAUCAGGUUAACAAUGUGGUCAUUGAUUUCCCUGGGGGUGGAGGUAAGCAAAAAAAAAAAGCACCUGCAAAUUCAGGUGAAGCCCAGGAAGUGGAGGGCUGGGAAUACCAGGUUGGGGAAUAUGCACUUUUUUGCUUAGCAGCAUGAGUAGCACUGGGAAGUUUGGGAGCCAGGGCAGUGACAUGAUUAACAGAAAUGCUUUAGGAAAAUUGAGAGCCAACAGGAAGCGGGUGGCAGAAGGAUCAGAGCCCCUGCAGCCACUGGCAACAGGGCCUGUCCAACUCUGUGGGUUUGGAGAGAAAUGGUUGGAGAAGUGGAGAGUAUUCUGCCAAGUCCACCACCAGCUGGCUGCCUGACCUCGGGCAGGUGUCUUCAGUGAGUGCUCUGGGCCUGUGUUUGCAUCUGAGAGGCGACCCAGUCACCGGGCCUGCCUCACCGGACUGGCAGGAGGGCUUAAUGCGUUAAUGUCUGUGGAGUGGUACAUGGUAAAGUCUGUAACUGUUUGGCUGCUAGUUCUAGCAGACACAGGAGACUGUAAAGCCAAAAACCAAACCCGUUGCUGUCGAGUCAUUUCUGACUCAUAGCCACCCUAUAGGACACAGUAGAACUGCCUAGGGUUUCCAAGGAGCAGCUGGUGGCUUUGAACCGCCGACCUUUUGGCUCGCAACUGAGCUCUUAACCACUGCGCUACUGGGGGUGAAAUGUGAAGGAGCUAUAUGAGUUGCCUGGUGUGUGCGGGUGAGUCAAUUCCAACCCACAGCAACCCCACGUAACAGAGUAGAACUGCCCCGGAGGCUAUAAUCUUUACGGGAGCAGGUGGCCAGGCCUUUUCUCCUUCAGAGCUGCGAGGUGGGUUCAAUCCACCACUACUUUUGGUUAGCAGCUGAGUGCUUCACUGUUGUGCCACCAGGGCUCCUUUUGAGUUGCCUGGGGCUGCCGUAACAAAGUGACAUUUAUUCUCUCACGGUCUGGGAGUCUGAAUUCAAGGCAUCUCGGGGCCAUCCCUACUCUGUCUCCUCUACAGGAAGCUCUUUCCUGGUCUCUUCCAGCUUCUGGUAGCCCCAGGCAUUCCUUGGUGGUCUUUGGCCUGUUGUAGGCACAUCUUCAUUUGGCCCUCUUCUCCUUCCGUCUCCUCUUUUGUGAAGACUCCACUCAGAUAGGAUCAAAGAUGUGGUGAAACCCACGUGAAUUGGUUCACUACAGGAAGAAGCACAUUGCAAAGUUGACACCACAGUGAAGCUUGGCUGCUUGUGACAGAAGCUUCGGCAAUUGCUGGAAUAACUAGAGGAAGAAACAUGAAACCGUAGCUGCUUCACCCAGAGAGAGCAUUCUAAGAUGGCAGCUCAGCGCAUCCGAGCUGCCAACUCCAGUGGCCUCCCUCGGUGCAAGUCCGAGGGGACCUUGAUUGACCUGAGCGAAGGAUUUUCAGAGACGAGCUUUAACGAUGUCAAAGUGCCUUCCCCCGGUGCCUUGCUCGCGGACAAUCCCACACCUUUUGGAAAUGCAAAGGAAGUGAUCGCAAUCAAGGACUAUUGCCCGACUAACUUCACCACCCUGAAGUUCUCCAAGGGCGACCAUCUCUAUGUCCUGGACACAUCAGGCGGUGAGUGGUGGUACGCCCACAACACCACAGAGAUGGGGUACAUCCCUGCCUCCUAUGUGCAGCCCUUAAACUACCGAAACUCAACCCUGAGUGACAGCGGGAUGAUCGACAAUCUUCCAGACAGCCCAGAUGAAGUCGCCAAGGAGUUGGAUUUGCUUGGAGGAUGGACAGAUGACAAGAAUGGGCCGAGCAAAGGUUACAGUAAUAACCCUUUCUGGAAUGGGGUCAAGACAAAUCCAUUUCUGAAUGGGAACAUGCCAGCGAUGCCCAGCUUAGAUGACCUAAACCCCAGAAGUACUGUGGAUUUGCUACUUUUCGAUACAGCCCCACCCUCUGUCACCGAAUCCAGCUCCGUCACCACUAACAGCACUGGCAACGUCUUUGACGAGCUGCUGUCCACAGGUGGACUCAGCACGGAGCAGCCGGUCAAGCGGGACAACCCGUUCUUUAGAAGCAAACGUUCCUACAGCCUGUCAGAGCUCUCUGUCCUCCAGGCCAAGUCCGAUGCCCCCGAGUCCUCCAGUUUCUUCACUGGGCUGAAAUCCCCUGCUCCCGAGCAGUUCCAGAGCCGGGAGGAUUUUCGGACUGCCUGGCUGAACCACCGGAAGCUGGCCCGGUCUUGCCACGACUUGGACUUGCUUGGCCAGAGCCCUGGUUGGGGCCAGACCCAAGCGGUGGAAACAAACAUCGUGUGCAAGCUGGAUAGUUCCGGGGGAGCCGUGCAGCUCCCCGACACCAGCAUCACCAUCCACGUGCCCGAAGGUCACGUGGCUCCUGGGGAUACUCAGCAGAUCUCCAUGAAGGCACUGCUGGACCCUCCGUUGGAGCUCAACAGUGACAAGUCCAGCAGCAUCAGCCCCGUGUUGGAGGUGAAGCUGAGCAACCUGGAAGUGAGAACCUUCCUCGUCUUGGAGAUGAAAGUGUCCGCCGAGGUGAAAAACGACAUUUUUAGCAAAAGCUCGGUGAGCCUCCAGUGCCUGAGGAGCGACUCAAAGGAGGGUCCCUAUGUCCCCAUCCUGCUCACCUACAACUACGGGGAUACGGUCCAGGUCCACCUGGAGAACCUGGAGCCCUGUAUGUACCUGGCCAUCGUUGCCCACAGCCCCAACGUUCUCUACCCAUCCACCGUGUGGGACUUCAUCAAUAAGAAAGUCACGGUGGGUCUCUACGGUCCCAAACACAUCCACCCAUCUUUCAAAACGGUGGUGACCCUUUUUGGGCAUGACUGUGCCCCAAAGACUCUCCUGGUCAGUGAGGUCACCCACCAGACCCCUAGCCCUGCCCCGGUGGCAUUGCAGCUAUGGGGUAAGCACCAGUUCGUUUUGCCCCGGCCCCAGGAUCUCAAGAUUUGUAUGUUUUCCAACAUGACCAAUUAUGAGGUCAAGGCCAGUGAACAAGCUAAGGUGGUGAGAGGGUUCCAGAUGAAGCUGGGCAAGGUGAGCCGCCUCAUAUUCCCCAUUACCUCCCACAGCCCCAACGAGCUCUCCGACUUCACCUUGAGGGUCCAGGUGAAGGAUGACCAGGAUGCCAUCUUGACCCAGUUCUGCGUCCAGACUCCGCAGCCCCCACCCAAAAGUGCCGUCAAGCCAUCCGGGCAGAGGCGGUUCCUCAAGAAGAACGAAGUUGGGAAAAUAAUCUUGUCCCCAUUUGCUGCCACUGCCAAGUACCCAACCUUUCAGGACCGUCCGGUGUCCAGCCUCAAGUUCGGCAAGUUGCUCAAGACAGUGGUGAGGCAGAGCAAGAACCACUACCUCCUGGAGUACAAGAAGGGCGACGUGAUUGCUCUGCUGAGCGAGGAGAAGGUCCGGCUCAAGGGGCAGCUGUGGACCAAGGAGUGGUACAUCGGCUACUACCAGGGCAAGGUCGGGCUGGUGCACACCAAGAACGUGCUCGUGGUCGGCAAGGUCAAGCCGAGCUUCUUCUCUGGGCCAGAACUGAGCACUUCAGUGCUGCUGGAGCAGAUUCUGAGACCCUGCAAGUUCCUCACCUACAUCUAUGCCUCCGUGAGGACCCUGCUGAUGGAGAACAUCAGCAGCUGGCGGGCCUUCGCAGACGCCUUGGGCUACGUGAACCUGCCGCUCACCUUUUUCUGCCGCGCAGAGUUGGAUAGUGAGUCCGAGCGAGUGGCUUCUGUCCUGGGCAAGUUGAAGGAGGACUGUAACAACAUGGAGAACAAAGACAGAAAGUCCUUUCAGAAGGAGCUGAUGAUGGCCUUACUGAAGAUGGACUGCCAGGGGCUGGUGGUCAGACUCAUCCAGGACUUCGUGCUCCUGACCACGGCCGUCGAGGUGGCACAGCGCUGGCGGGAGCUGGCUGAAAAGCUCGCCAAGGUCUCUAAGCAGCAGAUGGAUGCAUACGAGUCCCCCCACCGGGACAGGAACGGCGUGGUGGACAGUGAGGCCAUGUGGAAACCCGCAUACGAUUUCCUACUCACCUGGAGCCACCAGAUUGGAGACAGCUACCGCGAUGUCAUCCAGGAGCUGCACAUCGGCCUGGACAAGAUGAAAAACCCCAUCACCAAACGCUGGAAACACCUCACAGGGACCCUGAUCCUGGUGAACUCUCUGGAUAUUCUGAGAGCAGCUGCCUUCAGCCCUGCAGACCACGAUGACUUUGUGAUAUGAGCGGGUUCCCUCUCAGUCUUUCUGCACUGGGUGCCCAUGUGGUCACCAUGAAGCUAGGGAGGGAGGCAAAGCCACCUGCACAGACCGAUGUCAGGGUACUGCAGGCUGGACUGACACCCAGGACUGAGCACUCGCCAUGCUCAGCCCUUCUCCUCCACCCAAGGAGGCUAAGGGGAUUUUCUACUGCAGGUUGUUGCCAAUCAAAUAGCUUUCUAUUUGUUAAGCAUAAGUUUAAAUUUCAAAUCACUUUUUUAAGGUAUGGGGGGGAGACACAUGAAAAAGGUUGUCUAAUUUUUUAAUGGACCAUAAAGGUAAAAAAAAAAAAACACUUAAUGUGGGCAGAUGCUGUUGAGGUUUUUAUGUUGUAUAAAGACCUUUUUAAAUUAUGUUACAGAUGUAAAUAUGUAUUUAAGGUCAUUGGGGCAUUUCUGAUUCCCAGCCACACUUUGCAUUUCAGCAGCUAGCACGGGAAGGCAGUUGUUCACGUGUUGGACCUUCUCCAGUUCGUACUCGUGAAAGGGUCCAUCAAAUAGAAAAAGCGGCUUUCAGUAAAUUAGUAUUGCUCAUGCCUGUCUUUCUGAGAACGCCCAAGGCCCAGCUCCCCUCUUAUUUUAAUUCUCUUUCAUACCUUUUACUCAUAUGGUAGUAAAUGAUAAUCCACAGCACAAGUGAAUCUUUUGUGAGCUUUAGUGGGCAGAGUUAGCUCCAACAUUAGUGAUUAGGUGCCAUCAAGAUGUUCCUGCCAAUAGGUUAGAAAGCACCUCAGAGUUGUUGACAUUUUUACGGGGGGAGGGGUGGCGUUUCCACUUGGAUCCGUGGCCCCAGUCCAGGUGUGAUUGGUCAUUGGAAGAACAAUGCCAUUUCAUUUGCGAGCAAGGUAGAUGACCCCGAGUCAGAGCCUGAUGGCCACCUACCCUUCUUACACCUCUCUUAAACACUGGUUGGCCUCAGACUUGAUGCCACAUAACUUACAAUGGAGGUGCUUGCUGCCAAUUGCCAAACCCCACUUGUUUCAUCUGAAAUUUAACUGUUUUCCUUUCCUGGUAUACCCAUGUCUCCUUGGAAAUACGUACUAUAAGGGAAAACCAUCUUCUGCACAAUAGAAAGAUGAUCGAGCAGGAUGAACAUUUUCUUAAAAUCAAAUUGUUCCCCAUGUAAAGUUAGGGAUUUAGUGUUGUUUUAAUAACUAUCACCUCUAGGGUUGUAGAUCAGCUUGGGUACGUGUGGGCAUGCUGACGCUAAAUUCCCUGCAUUGACACUAAAUCCCCUGUAAUUGGAAACAGCAGGCUGGAUGGGUGAAAUAUCUUGCAAAUCUGUAGUGAGGUGAUUCCCAGGGACGUGCAGGGACUCAGCUGUGUUUGUCUGCAGCGACGCUGGGCCACUGGAGACCCCUGAAUCUCAUUCUCCAAAUCUGCUUUCUUGAAACGUGUUGUCACUUAGCUUAUAAUGAGUUCGCAUAAUCAGUGCAUAAUCUCUUAUUGGGCUGAGCACUGUUUCAUAUCUACUGAUUCAGAAACUGAAGACCAGCAGACUGACCAAAAAAUUAGAUAUUUUAUUCCACAAAGACUAGGACACAUACAAUUCCCCAGUCAUCAGAUGGAAUAACCUUAAAUUCUGCUUCUCGUCUCUCCACUGUCAUUCGCACCAGAGAUCAUCUCUCACCUUCUCCCCAAAGAAGAAACAAAACCAGUUGCACCUUAAACCAUGAAUAUUUUUCCUCAGGGGCUUUAAAAUAGUUUCCUAUGCAACACGUCUUGUAGCACAAAUUCUAACAAAAGUUGCAGUAAAUUUUAUUUGGAUAUUUUAACUUGUUAAGUGUGUGUGUGUGUUUCUGUACCCAACCAAACUUUAAAUAAAGCAAAAAUAAAGCCUAGUAUAAGUAUCUGUGCAUAGAGCAAUGAUCCCUCCCCUAAACAACACCUCUAGAUGACAGCAUGACCAUCCAUUUAACCAGCUGCUGUCAACCCCGACUGGUGGUGCCUCCGUGUGUAUCAGAGUAGCACUGAUCUCCAUAGGGUUUUCAGAAGGAGAUCGCCAGGCCUUUCUUCCAAGGCACCUCUGGGUGGACUCAAACCUCCAACCUUUCAUUUAUCAGCCAAGUACAUUAACUGCACCACCCAGGGGCUCCAGCAACCCAUUUAGCAGGUGUUUUGGAUUGAAUUGUGUCCCCCAAAAAUAUGUGUUAUAAAUCCUGACCUCUAUGCUUAUGGUUUCCCCCCCACGGUCUGUGGCUUUACUCCCAUUUGGGAAUGAGUUGUCUUUCUUACAUUAACGAGACAGGGUUAGUGUAGGGUGUGUCUUGAGUCAGUCUCUUCGAGAUGUAAAAGAAAUUAGACAAGCACUUUGCCUAAAGAAGCAGAGAUGGGGGAAGAGUGAUGCCAAGCCGUGUGAAGACUGCCCAGGAGCUGAAGCUCAGAAGAGACGUGGACCUUCCUCCAGAGCUGACAGAGAAAGAAAACCUUCCCCUAGAGCUGGCACCCUGGAUUCAGACUUCUAGCCUCCUAAACCGAGAGAAUAAAUUUGUUCAUUAAAGCCAUCCACUUGUAUUUCUUACAGCAGCACUAGAUAACUAAGACAACAGGUGUCUGUUUUCUUGCUUAUAAUUUAAUUGCUGUUGAAACAUGGGAGUUCAGCCAGCACUGACCAAGUGGGAAUCGUGCUGCCCGCAGCGUCCAAAGGGAAGCAACUUGAUGCCUGGCCUUUUUCUGUGUUCCCCUGGAACUGGAAAUCCCAGUUCUACAACACAAAGUUUAGGGACUGAGGUAUUUCCGAGUUCUGCUGAUAGUGUUCCAUCAAGGGGGUGGGGAUGGGUGGGAUCCAGUAAGAGAGACCAGCCUGCCUGGAGGUGGAGGACUGGGGCCCAUGGAAGGCCUCCUGAGGCAGUGACUUUGAUCCAGGCCAGAAGGCUGAAUAGGAACCAGCUGGACCAAAGACCUACCAGACCUGGGGACAGUGUGUCGGAAGUACUGAGACAGUGUGUGGGACACGAGGCUGAACACGCCAACGUGGCUAGCUAGAGUUUGUGGAGUGAGCAAGGGCCUUCUGUGAGUGCCCCUCUGCCUUCCGCCAGCGCCCCUCUACUCUCCAUGAGUGCCUCUCUACCCUCAGUGUGUAUGUUAUUUCUAGCCUGGUCAGCUAGGGGCAGGGGUGCCUCAAUGGUAGGCUAUUCACCUUCCAUGUCGGAGACCUAGGUUCAAUUCCGGCCAAGGCACCUCAUACACAACCACCACGCAUCUGGACUAGGAAAAAAGACCUGGUGAUCUGCUUCCAAAAAUCCAAAAGUGACCCCCAACCAAUCAUGAGGAUGAUACAGGGGCACCAGGCAGCGUUUCAGUCCGUUGUGCAUGGGGUCGCCGUGAGC
Loxodonta africana (African savanna elephant) is the source of this 8314-nucleotide messenger RNA. RefSeq names its product SH3 domain binding protein 4 (gene SH3BP4). The record is from RefSeq and is a predicted model, not a curated record. Gene Ontology annotation, cellular component: cytoplasm. Gene Ontology annotation, molecular function: protein binding. NCBI's taxonomy places the organism in Eukaryota, Metazoa, Chordata, Mammalia, Proboscidea, Elephantidae. Bases 2062 to 4953 code for a protein of 963 amino acids. The transcript is spliced from 5 exons.